AUGCAGACUGCUUCUACAAACAUUUGUGAAAGAAUGGGUCGCUCUCAGGAGCUCAGUGAAUUCAAGCAUGGUACCAUGAUAGUCCAUCCAUGAAAUUUCCUUGCUACUAAAUAUUCCACCAUCAACUGUUAUUGGUAUUACAGCAAAGUGGAAGCAAGUGGGUAAAACAGCCACGUAAAAUGACAGAGCGGGGUCAGCGCAUGCUGAAGUGCCAAGUGCACAGAAGUCGCCAACCGUCUGCAGAGUCAAUAGCCAAAGACCUCCAAACAUCAUGUGGCCUUCAGAUUAGCACAAUAACAGUGCAUAGAGAGCUUCAUGGAAUGGAUUCCUAUGUCCGAACAGCUACAUCCAAGCAUCACCAAGUGCAAUGCAAAGUGUUGAAUGGAGUGGUGUAAAGCACACUGCCACUGGACUCUAG
Staurois parvus is the source of this 418-nucleotide messenger RNA. The record is from the annotation of a GenBank genome assembly. NCBI's taxonomy places the organism in Eukaryota, Metazoa, Chordata, Amphibia, Anura, Ranidae.